Molecule: messenger RNA, 7843 nt
Organism: Pangasianodon hypophthalmus (striped catfish)
Lineage: Eukaryota; Metazoa; Chordata; Actinopteri; Siluriformes; Pangasiidae
Gene: insra
Product: insulin receptor a
Exons: 21
Coding region: 1056-5099 (1347 amino acids)
Biological process (GO): positive regulation of kinase activity; positive regulation of MAPK cascade; multicellular organism development
Cellular component (GO): membrane; insulin receptor complex; axon
Molecular function (GO): ATP binding; insulin receptor activity; insulin receptor substrate binding
Source: RefSeq, a predicted model, not a curated record
UCUGUCUGUCUGUGUGUCUGUCUGUGUGUGUGUCUGUGUGUGUGUCUGUGUUUACAGACUCAGUGGGAUGUUCAGUGAGAGACAGACACAUGUGAAAGCUGCUACCUCCAGCGUGGAAAGGAGAAGGCUUGCAGUUAUGUGUGGACUGUACCCUCUUUAUUCAUUUGUCAUUUGUUCUCGUUUUUUUCCUAAACGUGCAUUCUGGCAGAAUAUUGAAGAAAGAGAAGAAUAAGCGUCUUUAACCACAGAAAAAGAAAAAAAGGAAAGCUUCAGUGGAUUUACAGUGGGAUAAUGACGGAAUUCACACUCUAACUUUGGAAAAUUAAUCUCAGCUCUGUAGUGAUGUUCCGCUUUUUGCUGCAGGCAUUAAAUAAUUAUUGUGAGUUUAUGGCGGAUUUCAGGAGUUAGUUUAGUUUUACAUUUGCAUUGCGUUUAGUGACUAUUGUGGAAAUAAAAAGUGAGAGCUGAGACACGGAGCUGUGCAACUUCACUGAAGCCACGCUUGACUUGACUAGCCUGCUAGCGUUAGCUUUAGCAUUAGCGAAAGAAUAAGUGUAUAAAACUUAUAUCAGCAUUAAAAUAUAGCAGACAGUGUGACUAACAUUUUGUCUUUUACUUGCGUUAUUUCUAUAAGUGUGUAAAUGACUGCCUCGGAGGCGGGAAUUAAAAGUUCUGAACCCUUUUUUUCACUAGGAAAGUUAGCAUUGCGCUAGUUUGUCGUUUUGGCUUUGCGAGCUAGCCAGAGGGGAAUUUUAUCCUCUCUCUGGCUAAAAUACAAAAUAAUCCUGUCCAACAUGAAGAUUUUGGAAAGAUGGAUAAGCAAUAAUGCCGUCCAAGACGACAGUGUUUUGUGACGGCUGCUCUGGGUGAAGCUAAGCUAAUUCAAUCACAGCAUGCUAGUCAGUUAUGCUAGCUAAGCUGGAUAACUAAACGCGUUUAACUUUUCCUCAGCGCCUGUGACUUUUUUGGUUAUGUUUUUUCUUCGUAUACUGAGUAUCGUCUGUGUGUAAAAAUAUAUUUUUUGGCAAAAGAAACACUUUUUGGAUUAAAAAAAAAUGAAGCUCCGGAGUUUGUUUGGGUUUUUUCUCUGUGUUGGUGUUGUGUGGAACUGGCCACAGAGCAGUGCAGAAAUUUGUCCGAGUAAGGACAUCAGGAACAGCGUGGCUAACCUGCGCACUCUGGAGAACUGCACGGUGAUUGAGGGCCACCUGAAGAUUCUGCUGAUGUUCCACACGAAAGCCGAGGACUUCCGGGGUCUGAGCUUCCCCAAGCUGACAGUGGUGACGGAUUACCUGCUGCUGUUCCGCGUGUAUGGCUUGGAGAGCCUGAGUGACCUGUUCCCCAACCUCACUGUCAUCCGAGGUAACAACCUGUUCUUCAACUACGCCCUGGUCAUCUUCGAGAUGCUGCAGCUGAAGGAGAUUGGACUGCACAGUCUGAUGAACAUCACACGCGGCGCUGUGCGGCUGGAGAAGAACCCGGACCUGUGUUACCUCUCCACACUCGACUGGUCCCAGAUCCUCGACUCUGUGGAAGACAACUACAUUGUGGCCAAUAAAAACGAGGGAGAGUGCGGAGACGUGUGUCCCGGCAUGGCCAAAGGCAAAACCAUCUGUUCUCAGACCACCAUCAACGGUCAGUUUGGAGCACGCUGCUGGACGCAACGACACUGCCAACAAAUGUGUCCAUCAGUGUGUAAGGCGAGGGCGUGUACAGUGGACGGACAGUGCUGUCACUCUGAGUGUUUGGGAGGGUGUGUGAAGCCGGACUCAGCAGCCGACUGUGUGGCGUGUCGUCACUUCCUGCAUGCAGGGGUGUGUGUGGAGGCCUGUCCCUCUGGCUUUCUCUCCUUUAAGGGGUGGCGGUGUGUGAGCCCCGCCUAUUGCCACGCCCUUCACACACAGUGCACUCGCAACACGCAGGACCAAGACUGCAGCUCCUACGUCAUCCACCAGGGGGCAUGUGUUCCGGAGUGUCCCUCAGGGUACACCACUGUCAACUCAACAACGCUGAUGUGUACACCGUGUGCAGGAAUGUGUCCUAAAGUGUGUGUGGGAGAGAAAACGGUGGACUCGGUGACGGCGGCCCAGGCACUGCGGGGCUGCACACUGCUCAACGGCAGCCUUAUCAUCAACAUCCGAGGAGGAAAUAACAUCGCAGCAGAACUGGAAGCUAAUCUGGGUCAGCUGGAGGAAAUCACAGGAUACCUGACGGUGCGUCGCUCCUAUGCUCUCGUCUCUCUUUCUUUCUUCAGAAAGCUCAGACUGAUCCGCGGAGAGACGCAGGAAAGGGGGAAUUACUCGUUCUUCGCCCUGGACAAUCAGAACCUGCGUCAGCUGUGGGACUGGUCCAAACACAACCUCAGCAUCCUGCAGGGCCGGAUGUUCUUCCACCACAAUUCCAAACUGUGUCUGAGUGAGAUCCGCAAGAUGGAGGAGGUAACAGGGACGAGAGAGAGACAGCCAAAGAACGACAUCGGCUUCAAAACCAACGGAGACCAGGCAUCAUGUGAGUACCGGGUGUUGAAGUUCACGACAAUCCGGACUGUUGCAGAUAAAAUCAUGAUUAAAUGGGAGCCAUUCUGGCCGCCAGACUUCAGGGAUCUGCUGGGCUUCAUGGUGCUGUAUAAAGAAGCGCCAUACAGAAACGUGACAGAGUUUGACGGACGGGAUGCAUGCGGCUCUAACAGCUGGGUGAUUGCAGAUGUGGAUCCUCCUCAGCGCUCCAGUGAUGGCCGACAGCACCAGGAACCUGGAUUCCUCAUUGUGGCCUUAAAGCCCUGGACUCAGUAUGCCAUCAUGGUUAAAGCCCAGCUCUCCACCUCUGACGAGCACCAGGCUCACGGGGCCAAGAGCCACAUCAUCUACGUCCGCACCAACGCCACCAAGCCAUCUGUCCCGCUGGACCCGAUCUCAUCCUCCAACUCGUCCUCUCAGAUCAUCCUGAAGUGGAAACCUCCGAACGACCCCAACGGCAACAUCACACACUAUGUAGUGUCCUGUCUACAGCAGCCUGAGGCCAGCGAGCUCUACAAGUUUGAUUACUGCCAGAAAGGCAUGAAGCUGCCGUCUCGAGUCCCCACGCAGGUGGACAGUAAGGAGGGACAGAAGUGGAAUCAGACAGAGGAGUCAGGACAGAGUGAGCUCUGCUGCCCGUGUCCUAAAACUGAGAAACAGCUGAAGAAAGAGGCAGAGGAAAGCGAGUACCGCAAAACGUUUGAGAAUUACCUGCACAACGAGGUCUUCCGCAUCAGGCCGUCCCGUCAGCGCAGAUCCCUCAUAGGGGUGGCCAACAGCACAAUCUCUGCCUCCCUCACCACGCCCACUCCCCUGCCCAGCCUGAGUCCGGAGGAGGAGGCGGAGUCAAAUAAGAUUAUCCAGUCUGUCUAUGGUAAGGAGUCGACAGUGAUCUCCAACCUGAGACACUUCACCAGCUACCAGAUUGAGAUUCAUGCUUGCAACAACCAGCCGGGUGACCCUGAGCGCUGCAGCAUGGCCGCCUAUGUCAGCGCUCGCACCAUGCCUGAGGAUCACGCUGAUGACAUCCUUGGGCAGAUUCUUUUUAACGUUGUUGAAUAUUCAGUUCACAUCAGAUGGGCGGAGCCAAAAGCCCCGAAUGGCAUGAUCAUCCUGUAUGAGGUGAACUACAAGAGACUGGGAGAUACAGAGGAGCUGAGUCACUGUGUGUCCAGGAAAAGCUACAUCAGUGAUGGUGGCUGCCGGUUGAGAGUGGUGCAUCCUGGGAAUUACACUGUGCGAAUCCGAGCCACAUCACUGGCAGGAAAUGGGUCCUGGACUGAACCUGCGUACUUUUACGUCAAAGAUCUCCGUGUGGAUCCCUCUAACAUGUUAAAGAUUAUCGUCAUCCCGGUGGUGUGUGUCGUGUUGGUGGUGCUGAUGGCGACGGCUGGAUUCGUCAUGUUCAGAAAGAAGCAAGCAGAAGGACCAACUGGACGUCUGUACACUUCGCCAAACCCAGAAUAUCUGAGUCCAGAUGAAAUGUACGAGCCGGAUGAGUGGGAGGUGGCACGGGAGAAGAUCACCCUUCUGCGUGAGCUGGGUCAGGGCUCGUUCGGGAUGGUGUAUGAGGGUGUGGCUCGUGAUGUGGUGAAGGGUGAAGCUCAGACGCGUGUCGCAGUGAAGACCGUUAACGAGGCGGCCAGUCUCCGAGAGAGGAUCGAGUUCCUCAAUGAGGCCUCCGUGAUGAAGGCUUUCAGCUGUCACCACGUGGUGAGACUGCUGGGUGUGGUCUCUAAAGGCCAGCCUACUCUGGUGGUGAUGGAGCUGAUGACGCACGGAGAUCUGAAGAGCUACCUGCGCCGUCUCCGACCUGACUCUGAGAAUAACCCGGGCCGUCCUCCCCCAACACUGAGGGAGAUGAUGCAGAUGGCAGCGGAGAUCGCAGAUGGAAUGGCAUAUCUCAAUGCUAAAAAGUUUGUGCACAGAGACCUGGCGGCCAGAAACUGCAUGGUAUCCGAAGAUUACACUGUCAAGAUCGGCGACUUUGGGAUGACGAGGGACAUCUAUGAGACAGAUUAUUACAGGAAGGGAGGUAAAGGACUGCUUCCUGUCAGAUGGAUGGCACCCGAGUCUCUGAAGGACGGAGUGUUUACUGCGCACUCAGACUGCUGGUCGUUCGGCGUGGUCCUGUGGGAGAUUAGCACGCUAGCCGAGCAGCCGUAUCAGGGUCUGUCUAAUGAGCAGGUGCUGAAGUUUGUGAUGGAUGGAGGAUUUCUGGAGCGGCCGGAUAACUGCCCCGACAGACUUCACAGUCUGAUGCAGAUGUGUUGGCACUACAACCCGAAGCUGCGUCCUGCAUUUCUGGAGAUCAUCGAGAUGUUGAGAGAUGAGCUCCAUCCAUCCUUCACUGAUCUGUCAUUCUUCUACAGCGAGGAGAACCGGAUCCGAGCACGGGAUAGUGAUGACUUCGACAUGGACGUGGAGAACAUGGAGAGCAUCCCUCUCUCGUCCUACUCUCCUGGGGAUGAGGGAGAUGAGGGAGAUGAGGGGACGUACGAAGGACUCAUCCCCUACACACACAUGAACGGGGGAAAGAAAAAUGGACGUGUUCUUUCACUCCCUCGAUCCAGCCCCUCUUAAUGUAUCAUUAGCACCCCAAAGCCCUGCCCCCUUUUCCCAAUUAACAAGCUAGGAUAGAUUUAUUUUUCUUCUUCGCUGGUUUUUAUAGAACCACUUUUUAUCACUUCCUGUUUUUCCAUUGGACCCGCCCAUCUCUGGACUUAAGGCUGCGUCCCAAAAGCUUGCUAAACUAGCAGUUAGCAAAUGAGCUAGCAUUCUACAUAAAUCAGCAUUUAGCUCAAGAGGACAAAGGGAUGCUAAACACAUGAGUUUUAGCUAUCUACAUAGCUUUUUUUUUAGCAGGCAUGUCUGGGUUAAAAAGGGUGGGGCUUAAGUUAAAUAUAAUAAGUUUAAUCACAAACAUGAUCAAACUUUCUUUUAAAUUAUUCAGCUUGAUGUAGCUAAUGCAUAAAAUAAUGGUAAAAUAUAUAAUUGUUUAGCUAAGCUAAUAUUAGCUAAGCAAGCCAGCCACACCAACAUUAUCCAGCUAAGUUAAUGUUAAUUGUCUAGCAGUAGAUACCUGCAGUUAAGUGGCUAGCCUAGCUUGCCCGCAAGAUAAACCGCCAUGUUGAUAUCACAUGAUCAAGUUUGUGUUUGGCUGAGCAAGUUUUAUCUUAAGUGCCACCCUGGAACUCCUGUCAGUCAGCAAAACCAGGAAGUGUCAACACUCUGUUUCAGAUAAUGUAGCUAAUUAUAUAGUUUAUCACUACACACUCGGUAAGCGCAGUGCAUUAUGAGUAACACUGACAUGUAAACAAACUAGCUGUGUUAGAAUGGCUUGAGCAUUUGGGGCGGAGCCAUGACGUUCCUGUGCCUGUGUGCCACAUGCAUGCCGCUGCUCGUUUUUCGUGUACGUAGAGAAGCUGCACUCAUUUCCUACACAUCACUUUAUAUUCAGCCGAGAGGACGCUGAGUGUUCCACGCCCCAAACACGAACAAACUGUGAACAAACUGUGGACCGCCACCAGUCAGAAGGCUGCUUCAGCUCACUCUGUCGCUUCACAGAGAAAUGAGGGGGAGAGAGAGAGAUUCGGGUGGGGGAUGGGGGAUGAGAGGACAAUUAAAGUGGCCUUAUUGUGUGUUUAUGUCCAAAAACCUCCCAGAACAAAACUCAGUGCUCACAGUGACAUCUGUCUCUCUGUCUGUGUCUCUCUGUCUGUGUCUCUCUGUCUGUGUCUCUCUGUCUGUCUUUGUCAACAUUUAAGUGCAAAACUUUGCAUCCCCUUUGAAUGAAGAACAUUUACACCAGCAAAAAGUUCAGUUCCUUCAUUGUCAAUCGGAACAUAUUCAUAGUAAUAAAAAUGAAAUAUAACUUCAAACAUUUAUGUCCCAGUUGUUUCUUCCCGGUUGACUCCACCCCCUGACUCUGGCCAGGUGACUCUGCCCCUUGACUUUGCCUGAUUGCUUGGCCAAUCUAUGUUUCUUUAAUUUCAGACUAUUUUUCUGUUAAUUUGGAUUAUUAAAAAAAAAAUCCAAUAAUCUUGUAUCAGGAGAAUCUUUUUAUGGAUAAAUCGUAAUCCAGUGCUAUAAUUCUCUUUAGCUCAAGAAAAAAAUGAAGGAUGCAAACUUUUGCUUGUCUGUGUGUGUCACUCUCACUGUUUCUCUCUGUCUCACACUCUCUUUCUUGCUUUUUAUUUUUUCAUUUUUAUCCCCAUCUCGCUCUCUAUCCGAGUUUUAUCUCUCAUAUAUUUAUGCAUAUAUAUAUAUAUAUAUAUAUAUAUAUAUAUAUAUAUAUAUAUAUAUAUAUAUAUAUAUAUAUAUAUAUUUAUGCAUAUAUAUAUAUAUAUAUAUUUAUGCAUAUAUAUAUAUAUAUAUAUAUAUACGUGUAUGUUUUUUCUUGUCUUUCCUUCUUGUUUGGCCUUUCUUUAUUCCUCUCUCUCUCUCUCUCUCUCUCUCUCUCUCUUCUCCCUGUUCAGUAUUGUUGUCCACACAGAUGAUGGAUAGAUGUGUGUAGAAUGUAUUUAUGUUUUUCUGUAUUAUCUCUGUGUUAAAGCUGAAGGACACUAUACAACUGUAUCACUAAAUUGUGCACACACACACACGUUCCUACUGACCUCAGAGCCUUGCCAUUACAUUGUUAAAUGGGAGUGUGUCUUGAUGCUAUGAGGCAUUACCAUGACAACAGCUGAGAGAAGAUUUUACUAUUCAAAGCCGAAUCCUUCAGUGCUCACAUGCCUCAGACGACAGAUUAGCGAGUGUAGCUGCUCAGAGUUAGCUCACUUAAUGUUAGCAUUAGCAACAUAUUCAGUUUGUAGUCACUGCCAGUUAAGUGGUUGUUUAUAUCUCAGACCCCUGAUUCACAGUUUUGAGUUUAUUUACAUUUUUAAUGACAGUAACAUAAGCCUGUGCUGUUUUGAGUUGUUGUCAUGGUGACAAAGCUCUGACGUCUCUAGAUUAAAGGAACAGUUCAGCCAAAAUUGAAAUGUACAGAAUCUUAAGCUAUGGUGUGUGUGUGUGUGUGUGUGUGUGUGUGUGUGUGUGUGUGUGUGUGUGUGUGUGUGUGUGUGUGUGUAUGUGAGUGUGAGAACAGACAGAUCUGACCAGUAGGUGCUGCUUUGAUAAAUAUUUUAUUGGGUUAUGGAUGAGAUGCACCUUUUGCAUCUUUAAUCUUUAUUAUUAUUAUUAUUAUUAUUAUUAUUAUUGUUGUUCUCUUUUUCUAAUACUGAAAUCAUACUAAUCUUCCUCUUGCCCAAGUGUUGUAGACGCCUGAGCUUCCAGGUGUUAAUACGUUUCUGCUGUUAAUAAAAGCAACGAGGUGCAUUCAA